AUGGUUCAGAAACUAGAAGCUGUCAAGGGUGGCGGAGGAUCUAUCAGGGUGGGUACUACUGGAACAAUUGGUGCUCUGAUGACAAGGGAAAUGGAAUCAAUUAAACCUUCCCCACAAGCAUCAGCAUCUGGUCAAGGUAAGCCUAGAACUAUACCUGUUUCGGUGCCCUGUAGUGUUACUACUUCUAGAAAACUACAAGCAAGGAAAUCAUUAGAUGAAGCAAGCAGCAGUGGCUGUAGCAGCGGCAUUAAUCGCGGAAGCCCUGAAACUCCUCGGAAAGUGAAGACCUUCAAUAAAAUCGCCCAUCGAAUGCCAAUGCUUGGCUCUGAUAAUAUUACUCUGGAUAGAACUCCUAGUAGGGAGAAAUCUGACAAGAAAGCAAUUAACAUUGUGGAAAUUGUGGACAUAAAAUGUGGUAACACGGAUAGAGCAUGGGCUAACCCUAUAACAAGUAAACUCAAGAAGCUUGGUUUCUCAAAGCUAUCUGAGAGCAUUAUCUAA
This is a messenger RNA of Dovyalis caffra, 501 nucleotides long. The record is from the annotation of a GenBank genome assembly. NCBI's taxonomy places the organism in Eukaryota, Viridiplantae, Streptophyta, Magnoliopsida, Malpighiales, Salicaceae.